AUGGAGCAGGUCUCCGUCCUGAAUGGCACCUGCCAUCUGCAUUCCCAAUUCGAGAUCAUCACAGGGAAGGAGGAGCCGUGGACAGCGUCGACAGCACUCACGAUCUACACCAACUCAAAUCUUUGCUUCCUGCCUCCAAAGGCCAACAUGGACAGAUACGCAGAGACCACCGUCACUACCGAAUACGACUCUGCGGACAGUGAUGCCAGCUAUCCCACUGUUGACCUUGAGGGGUACCACGAGCAUGAUCAACAUGGUAGCCGUAGGAGGCGCCCCGAUGUACCGAGAAGUGGAAGGAAGGCUUUUAAGGAGCCCAGCCCCCACCGGAGAAGGUCGCCCAGGAGUAAGCUCCGUGGCAGGAUGCAUUGUGGCUGCGGUGCUGAAGCCGUGGUGGAACUGUCUGUCGACGACACUCUGGAUUCCGAGAGUGAUAAAGCCAGAGAGUACGACCGCGAGGGCAAACAUUCACGCUCUUACACAUGUCAUCACACGCGACAGGCUUCGAUGACCACGGAAAGGCCUAAAAGAUCAGUUUCGAGGGAGGCCGAACCCAAAGUCAACAAAAAGGGUAAAACGCCCAAGAGGGCAGCAGAUCCGUACAUUGAAGAAUACCCGGACGAACCAAACCAACCUGUGACACCUGUACUGGAUCACAAGGUCCGUGAUCGACGAUUCUCGACAACUGAGUCCAAGAGGUCUUCUCGCGAAAUGGAAGAGCCGUCACCAACAAUCUCGGCUCGUUCACGGGCUGGAACCAUCACCUCUGACUCAAAGAGAAUGUCACGAGAAAUGGGUGAACCUGCUAUUCCUGUCCAAACUCGUCACCAGCGUGGCCCUUCGAUCUCCGACACAAGAAGACUCUCUCGGGAUGUGGAAGGACAGCUGCGUUCCGCUUCCAGGCGCCCUCAGCGUGGAACCUCAAGAUCAGACACUAAAAGGUUAUCACGGGAACUGGAGGAUCGUGGCGGCUCAACCGUGUCCAGUCGCUCCCGAGGUGGCUCUUUGACCUCUGAUACAACAAGGUUUUCGCGAGAUAUCGAAGAUCAUGUGUCAUCUGUCUCCGGUCGUUACCAAAGAGGUACCCCCGUCGCUGAGAAGCGCCGAUCUGAAGGCGGUUCAUCCGUGUCGUCCAGACUCUCGAGGCAAACCGCCAUGUCAACUGCAACUCCUCAGGAUCACCCGAGGAGAUAUUCUGAGCUUCCUGAUCGACGCCGUUUUGUUGAUCAACUUUCGGAUUCUGAGCAGGAAAGCACAAUAUCGAAGCGUACUGAUUCCACCAUAGGCCGCUCGCAAUAUGAAUCGUCAGCGAGAGAUGUACCCAGAAGUAUGGCUCGAAGGGGCUCCUCAAGAGCUGGGCACCCUUCUCUCCAAUAUUCGUCAACCUGGCCCAUGCGAGCACCAGCACUUCACCCAGAUGACGAUCAGUCCUCUCAUGGGCGUCACUACGACAGCACCGAAGACAGCGAUUAUGACUUCAUCAACGACCCGCGAUUUGAUCCUGUUACCCACCGGAUGAUUCGACCAAGCGCGCCUUCACCACCUCGCGCCCCUACCCCUCCUAAUCUUAGCACUGACGAUGAGCCCGAGAUCAAUGAGUAUCCAAGAAGAUCACGGGCGCCGCGGGAAACCAAGGAGUCCAGAGGCCCGAAACUGAAAACAAUUCUCAGCAAGACCAGCCUUCACGCCCUGAACAACGAAGCUCGAACGUCCACCGCUACUGAUCUUUGUGAAGUCUGGAGAGCUCAUCCGGAGGACUGGGAGUCCCCUUACUCUUCCAUGUUGGAACUUGAGGACAUCGAGGAUGAAAAGCCUAGUAUGGAGCUGGAACUUGCUUCCAAGUUUCCGCCACUGAACGAGGCCGAGACCGUCGCGAGCGAGUCGAACCAUUCUCGUGGUUCAUCUCCCGUGUACGGCAUUCAGAAUCUGCGGUCUACAGCGGAUACCAUCAACACAGAUUUGAUGGCACUGAAUCUGUCCCCUGCUACGCCUACACAUUCUAGACCUCCUUCAAGACCUCCCUCGAGAUGGAGUACCACUGGAGCUUACGAGUUCCCAUUGACUCCGCCUUCCAGAAGCAUGUCGCCAUUGGUCCAAACAUGGAGGAACAGGGAUCGCUUACCCUCUAAGCUCGACGAGACUGUGACAUCUGAUUAUGAUGGCUCCUGGAUCAGCGGUAGGGAGCCGAGGAGUAUGUUGACUCCAGAUUAUCAAAGCAAUGUGGCCAGUGGGUGGUAG
Messenger RNA from Sordaria macrospora k-hell, 2235 nucleotides. The record is from RefSeq and is a predicted model, not a curated record. Lineage: Eukaryota; Fungi; Ascomycota; Sordariomycetes; Sordariales; Sordariaceae.